GGCUUUUAACAUGUAGAAUAAUCUAGGUGAAUUUUGAAGGAGCCGCUGAAUAUGUAUGAGAAGAGAGAGAAUAUGAAUAUAUGGGGGAAACCGCAGAGAGGCAAAAGAAGGAAUGAGGCCUGAGAGAAAGCAGAGCCCUAAAGGAGACCUCCGGGAUGAUGGCAUGAACGUGCUUGGACGGAGACAGGGAAACAGGAAGGGGAGAAACCAGGAGAAGAUCUGGGAGAGAAAUAAAGAGGCCGCGAGUUGCUGAGCCAGGCAGCCGGUGGAGCAGGCAGAUGGGACAACAGAGUCAGAGAAGCCAGCCACAGCGCGGGCACACGGCGAGCCUGGCAGCCGAGCCCUGUGGAUUCCAUGGGAGCAGAUGCUUCUGUGGGAGCAGCAGCUGAUGGCCCUAGGCACGUGCGCCCUCGUUGACUGCAGGCCCAGAGCAGCGUCCUCGGCAGCCAGCCUUAGCCUGGAGGAGCCGCGCGCGGGUCCAGAGAGGCAGACGCACGACAGCCUGUGCCCCGUGGGGGCUCCAUUGCUUCCCCUCCAUCCUCCUGCAGGCUCCGCCCACCCCUCCGUCUGCGUCCUGAGGCCUGUGAAUCCCAGGGAAGCCAUGAGCUGCUACAUCACGCCGGAAGGAAGCGGGCUGCGUUGGAGGGGUUGCUUUAUAGAGGCGGUGAAUCUCAAGUCUAGCAACCGAAACCCAGUGGUACAGGAAUUUGAAAGUGUGGAACUGUCUUGUAUCAUUACGGAUUCGCAGACAAAUGACCCUAGGAUUGAAUGGAAGAAAAUUCAAGAUGACCAAACCACAUAUGUGUUUUUUGACAACAAAAUUCAGGGAGACUUGGCAGGUCGUGCAGAACUAUUGGGGAAAACUUCCCUGAAGAUCUGGAAUGUGACACGGAGAGACUCAGCCCUCUAUCGCUGUGAGGUGGUUGCUCGAAAUGAUCGCAAAGAAAUAGAUGAAAUUGUCAUUGAGUUAACUGUGCAAGUGAAGCCAGUUACCCCGACGUGCAGGGUACCAAAGGCCGUACCCGUGGGCAAGACAGCAACGCUGCACUGCCAGGAGAGUGAGGGCUCCCCACGGCCUCACUACAGCUGGUAUCGCAACGACGUGCCGCUGCCAACGGAUUCCAGAGCCAACCCCAGAUUUCGAAAUUCCUCGUUCCUCUUAAACUCUGAAACGGGCACUCUGGUUUUCAGUGCUGUUCACAAGGAGGACUCGGGGCAGUAUUACUGUAUUGCUUCCAAUGACGCAGGCUCUGCCAGGUGCGCGGAGCAGGAGAUGGAAGUCUAUGAUCUGAACAUUGGCGGUAUAAUUGGUGGGGUCCUGGUUGUCCUUGCUGUACUGGCCCUGAUUACUUUGGGUAUCUGCUGUGCAUACAGACGUGGCUACUUCAUCAACAAUAAACAGGAUGGAGAAAGUUACAAGAACCCAGGGAAAUCAGAUGGAGUUAACUAUAUCAGGACAGAUGAGGAGGGUGACUUCAGACACAAGUCGUCGUUUGUGAUCUGAGACUUGGUGUGGCUGAGAACAUGCAAAUACCUCUGCUAGAAACUUCUGUCAAGGGCUGCCAUGAGCCGCGUGUACUUGGACAAAGCUAGACACUCAUGCAGAAGCUUUUAGUUUUGGGCAAAGUUGACCACUACUUCUUUCUUACUCUUUAACCACAUGAAUAAAAGAAUUUUCCUCAAAAUGGACAGUAACCACAGAGAAGAAACUGAAAGUGUUCACUGAAUUGGAUUCCUGGCCUAUUGCUGGCCCGGAUCCCACACAGUAUUAGGCUGAUGUUACGGAUCUUGCUCAUACACACUCUGCUGUGCUGGGCACUGUGGACCUGGGAAGCCAGUUGAUCUGCUGACUGUUCAUCAGCCAGGCUGAGCACCGUAUGAGGUGAGGCGGUAUCUGGGUAGCCCCCGAACGUGAAUUAUAGUAGUGAAUCCAGAAAAGACUUUUCACACAGUGACCCGGUUCAUUGGCCCACUGACCCCACUGCACAGUUAGUUCUUAAAGGCUCUGUUGAUUGGUGUUGUAGUGUCCAUCCUGGGGAAUCUUUUUGGAUCAGCAUUUUAUAAAAACAACCAAAAUCAGCAAGGUAAAUUGCUUGCUGGAAGAGGGAUCUUCUUACCUGAGGAACCCUGCUUAUCUAAGAGGGUAUCAAGAUUUCAGGAAAACCCUUACUUUAGGCUAAGUCAGAAAUGGUACUAAAAUAGCUUUUCUAUGGGGUCUUGUUUAUUUUAUAACAUUUUACAUUCUAAAUUUUUGCUAAGGAUGUAUUUUGAUUAUUGAAAAGUU
This is a messenger RNA of Nycticebus coucang (slow loris), 2284 nucleotides long. RefSeq names its product junctional adhesion molecule 3 (gene JAM3). Gene Ontology annotation, molecular function: protein heterodimerization activity; protein homodimerization activity. Lineage: Eukaryota; Metazoa; Chordata; Mammalia; Primates; Lorisidae. Gene Ontology annotation, biological process: cell adhesion; angiogenesis. Bases 365 to 1504 code for a protein of 379 amino acids. The transcript has 9 exons. The record is from RefSeq and is a predicted model, not a curated record.